Messenger RNA from Pieris napi, 2717 nucleotides. Its product is annotated as homeobox protein PKNOX2-like. Gene Ontology annotation, molecular function: RNA polymerase II cis-regulatory region sequence-specific DNA binding; DNA-binding transcription factor activity, RNA polymerase II-specific. Bases 338 to 1447 code for a protein of 369 amino acids. NCBI's taxonomy places the organism in Eukaryota, Metazoa, Arthropoda, Insecta, Lepidoptera, Pieridae. Gene Ontology annotation, biological process: regulation of transcription by RNA polymerase II. The transcript is spliced from 12 exons. The record is from RefSeq and is a predicted model, not a curated record.
UGACGAAUAUUGACAGCACGGCAGACAGACAGUGGCGCGGUGGUCGACGCAGCGUCUACCAGACUAUUUUUUAUUUUGAUAGUGAAUCAUUUUGUGAUUUGAUUAUUUUAUUUGAAAUGAUUGCUGUUGUUUACUAAACAGUAAUAUCUUUAAACGUUGUAAUAGAACGCAUUCAAAGAUAACGUAUCGUUAAUUUUCAGUGCUAACCUUCUUUUUUUACUUAGUGUUAUUGAGAUGCAAGACGUGAUCGAUAUGUGCAAGAUGUACAGAUGACUCUGCUAUUAUUUUCUUGAUCCUGUUUUUUUUCUGAUGCGGUGGCGUGGAUAAUUCAUCAGGGAUGCAGGGCGGCGCGCCUGCUUCUGACGCUGAGCAAGCGCAGUUCGAGGCUGAUAAGCGCGCUGUCUACAAGCAUCCACUAUUCCCCCUCCUAGCUCUAUUACUAGAGAGAUGUGAGCAGGCCACUGCGGGGGCAGAGGCCCCAGCGGCUGACGCUUUUGGAGCUGAUCUGCAGGCCUUCGUUCAGCAUCAGAGGAGGGAUAGGCGGCCUUUCCUCGUCGAUGACCCUGAGAUCGACGGGCUUAUGAUUAAGAGCAUACAGGUGUUAAGGAUUCACCUGCUAGAGCUGGAAAAGGUGCAAGAGUUAUGUCGAGACUUCUGCGGACGGUACAUCGCUUGCCUCAAAACCAAGAUGCAGAGUGAAAAUCUCCUGCGUACCGAUUAUUCUGGAGGUGGCGUGGAGAGCAAUAAUAAUUUAUCCGGUACAAUUGAUGAUCACUCGAGUACAUCGAAUUCACCACAGUAUCAGUCUCCCCCCGCCGCGCCGUUACCAGCCCCAGUGUAUCCAGUUUACCCUCCCCCCCACACGGAGUUACCGUUCCCCCCUCAUAGGGAUCCACCGUCUUUAGUAGUCCAAGGUUCGACGCCAAUAAGUCAAAUCGGCGCCGGAUUGAUCUCAAAUGAUUCAUUUACAGGUGCGAACUCAAACAACUCGUGCUCGUCCGUGUCGGGCUCUCCCCCACCCGAGGAGGAGGGGGAGGAAGGUGGCAAGAGGGGGGUGCUCCCCAGGCACGCCACGCAGGUUAUGCGCGCUUGGCUGUUUCAACACCUUGUGCAUCCGUACCCAACUGAAGAGGAGAAACGCACGUUGGCCGCCCAAACGCGGCUGACCUUGUUACAAGUUAACAAUUGGUUCAUUAACGCGCGACGACGUAUACUCCAACCUAUGUUGGACUGUUCUGAUAAACCAGGUGGUAAAAAGAGCAAAAACGGCUCGUCGAUAAGCAAAAGGUAUUGGCCAGAUGCGCUCACAAAUCCACAGUUCACUGCUGGUCUCCUUUCAUCAUCAGAGGAUGAAGAGCAGGAAGGUGAUCAGUCUGGUGAUGAACAGGAGCCGGUGAACGAACAGACUAAUGAACAUUAUUCGCCAUUACAGCAGACAAUGCACUAAGGGCAAUAAUUGACAGUGAACGUCAAAAAAGACAUACUGUGUAUACCAUAGAUUAUAAGUUAGAACCAUGUAUACGUACGCCAUACCUCACUAUUUUAAUAUGUUUGUAUGUACUUAUAUUUUAAAUGGACGUUUUAAAACAUAUGAGGCUAACGUCAUAUAAAGUGUUAUUGUCAGUAAAUAGAUCCAGUUUUGAUAAUAUAUUAUAAUCGGUUUCAAAACUCCGUAAAUUAAAAUGUCCAUUUAACCGUUGAUUAAUUUAAACAAUUAUAUGGCAACACCAGACAUCUGGCAUUCUCAACUCAUUCAAAAAUCAUAAUUCGUAUGCAAAUGACACAUUUAAGAAGGAAACGAUUAUAUUUGUAAAUUGUCAACGGAAAAUUAUUUUAGUCACCUAUUUAAUAGCUGGUGUUGCCAUGCAAAAAUACACCCAGUGUUUCAUUGCGUUGAUUCAAUCAUGCUUUGUAUCAUGUAUCGUCAAUUUUUACACCGGUUGUGAAUAAUAGUUUUAGUUUUCUUCCACGAUUUCGACUGAAACAUGUAAUAGUGAUAAAUAAUAUUUUUUACCACAGAACUAGACAAUACCGUCCAUAGACAAAUCGUAUUUAUUUGUACAAAUAAGUUUUUAUAUACUCAUAAUUCUUUUUAGUUACGAGCCAUAUUAGGAUAUACGAGUAAUUAUACGAAAUGCAAAUGUAUACCCAUUACACUGUAUACGUUAAAAUAUCGACAAAAUUUUAAAUUUAGAAUUAAAUUUUAAAGUCAUGACAGUAUUCGAUAGGUUAUCAACGUAGGCAUAGAGGAUAGAAUUACUCAAAAUUCGAAAUUUAAAAUCCAUAUGACAGCUAUAUUUAAUAGGUACGAAAAAUAUUUGAAGAAAGCUUUCUACUUAGCUGUACUGACCACUUAAAGAAUCCGGCUAAUCUGCCAACUAUUUAAAUAUGUACCGAUAUUGUUCUUGUAUAUAGUUAAAUUUGACGCCCGAGUCGUAGUCUCUCUAUCUAGUCCAGUGUUUCCCAACCUCUUUUGUGCCAUGCCCCCCUUAGCCUACCUUCUUAUGCCCCCCCCAUGUAACAUACAUAAUUAUAUAUUUAAAAAAAUUUGUUUACUUAAGAAAUUUAAAUGAUAGGUUUUAGGAAGAAAUCACUAGGAAAUUGUUAACGAAACAAUAAGUAAAUUUUUAAAACAAUGAAAUAUUCCAAAUAAUUUUAAUAAAGAUUUUUCUAUACUUAGUAAGGUCCUUGCGCUUAAUAUUGCUGCACAGAUCUCU